Papaver somniferum (opium poppy) is the source of this 1080-nucleotide messenger RNA. RefSeq lists its product as uncharacterized. Lineage: Eukaryota; Viridiplantae; Streptophyta; Magnoliopsida; Ranunculales; Papaveraceae. Bases 1 to 1080 code for a protein of 359 amino acids. The record is from RefSeq and is a predicted model, not a curated record. The transcript has 2 exons.
AUGCACUUUUUAGCACUCAUCAUUGUUCCAAUAGCAGUUUCUUCACCUACUGUUGCUGCGCCAGAUGUUAUUUUACGUCGCUCCACCAGAGUCCAUCAUCCACCUUCUCACUUGAAGGAUUAUAUCUGUUCUGUUAAACAGUGUAAUAAUGAUUAUGCUAUUCAGAACCUAAAGAAUAAACUUGAGUCUCAGUUCUCUCUCAAGAAUCUUGGUCGUUUACAAUAUUUCUUGGGCAUUGAGGUAUCUCGUUCUCAUAAAGGUAUUUUUCUUUGUCAACGCAAAUAUAUUCUUGACAUUGUUAAUGAUUCCGGCCUUUUAGGUGCUAAGAUUUCUCUAUCUCAGGUGGAACAACAUCUAAAACUUCUCCCAUCUUCUGGUGAUCCUCUACCUGAUCCUAGUAUUUAUCGACGUCUCAUAGAUCGUCUUCUUUAUCUUCAAGUGACACGUCAUGACAUCACUUAUUCUGUUAACUAUUUAAGUCAGUUCAUGCAGCAGCCAUGCUCUAGUCACUUGGAUGCUGCACAUCGUGUAGUCCGUUACCUUAAAGGUACUGUUAGUCAUGGCAUCUUUUUAUCCGCCUCCAUCUCUUUGUCUCUUUCGGGUUAUACCAAUUCUGAUUGGGCAGGCUUCCCAACAACUCGUCGAUCAACAAAAGGUUAUUUUACUAUGCUAGGAGAUAGUCCAAUUUCUUGGAAGUCCAAGAAACAGCCUACAAUAUCUCUUUCUUCUAUUGAAGCAGAAUAUCGAGCUCUUGCACGGCUUACUUCUGAACUGCAAUGGUUGCAUUAUCUUUUCCGUGAUCUUCGUAUCACUAUUCCAAAACCUAUUCCAAUUUACUGCGAUAAUCAAGCUGCUAUUCAUAUUUCUGAGAAUCCAUUUUUUCACGAAAGGACUAAACAUAUAGAAAUAGAUUGUUAUUUCGUCCGUGAAAAGCUACUUUCGGGUCUCAUCAAGCCUACUUAUCUGUCAUCAGCAUUACAAUUAGCUGAUCUAUUCACAAAACCACUGGGAGUGGAUCAUUUUCGCCGACUUGCAAGCAAGUUGGAUCUUCGAUCAGAUAAUCCUCAGGCUCCAACUUGA